AUGUAUGUACAGUAUCUAGUACAAUGUAAUACUGGAUACUACAGUACAUCAAGUUCUACAUGUCAACCUUGUAAUACCUGCCUUAAUGAUAAAUGUAAUCCUGGUACUGGUUAUUGUACUGAUGGAUGUAAAGACGGUUAUUAUGGUAGUAAAUGUGAAGACCGAUGUAGUGAUGGGUGUUUCAACAAUCAGUGUGAUCAGAUAGGCGGUACCUGUACAUGUAAGAACGAUUAUUACGGUGAUACAUGUCAACAGCCCUGUAGUCCUAACUGUAUAAACAGUAAAUGUUCCACUACAUUUUCAUCACUAGAAUGUACAGAUGGUUGUAUUGAUGGUUAUCAAGAUUCUUAUUGUCAAUCACCAUGUCCUGUUAACUGUAAAACAUGUCAACAAUAUGGUUCAUCAUGUAUUGCAUGUAAUCUAGGAUGGUUUGGUAAAAACUGUUUUUCAUCAUGUUCUAGUAACUGUGUCGGAGGAUGUGAUAAGAUAGAUGGUAUAUGUAAUAACUGUAAACCUGAUACAGUUGGUCAAUACUGUAACCUACCAUGUGGUCCAGGGUGUCAACCAAGAACACACCAUACCAGUAUCACCUGUGAUAGAACUGGUAGAUGUACUGACUGUCUUAUAGGAAUAUAUGGUAAAGGAUGUAAUAUAAGCUGUAGUACAGGAUGUAAUGGGGGAUGUGGAAGAUAUGAUGGUAAAUGUACUAACUGUAUUAUAGGAAGGUAUGACGAUAGAUGUGAUAAGAACUGUAGUACAUUAUGUGAUGGUGGAUGUAGCAGACAUAUUGGUAAAUGUAGGAACUGUAUUAUAGGCAGAUAUGGUACAGAAUGUUAUCAGAGUUGUAGUACUGACUGUGAUGGUGGAUGUGAUAAGACUACUGGUAGAUGUACUAACUGUCUUAUAGGAAGAUAUGGUGAUAGUUGUGAUAUGAACUGUAAUACAGGAUGUGAUGGUGGAUGUGAUAGAAAUGAUGGUAAAUGUACGUCUUGUAUUAAAGGUAAAACUGGAAACAGGUGUGAUAUCAACUGUAAUACUGAUUGUACUGUUUGUAACCAGGAUAAUGUCAACUCUUGUACUGAAUGUAGAGAUGGAAGAUGGGGACCAUCAUGUAAUAACCGAUGCAAUACUAAUUGUAAAUCAGUAGUUGGUACAACUGUUGGUAAAUGUAAUAUAACAAAUGGAGUAUGUACUGAUGGAUGUAAAACAGGAUUAUAUGGUAUAGAUUGUAAUAAGGAUUGUCGUUCUAACUGUAAAGAUGGUUUAUGUGAUCAGAUGACAGGAAAUUGUAUCCUUGGAUGUUUACCUGGUAAAAUUGGAUCGAACUGUACAACAGAUUGUGAAGCAUGUCGCUAUGGUGACAACUGUUCCAGACAAUGAGGCGACUGUGGACAUUGUGAAUAUUGAAUAUUUG
Messenger RNA from Patella vulgata (common limpet), 1414 nucleotides. RefSeq names its product cell death abnormality protein 1. The coding region runs from base 1 to 1380 and encodes 459 amino acids. The record is from RefSeq and is a predicted model, not a curated record. NCBI's taxonomy places the organism in Eukaryota, Metazoa, Mollusca, Gastropoda, Patellidae. Gene Ontology annotation, molecular function: scavenger receptor activity; protein binding. The transcript is spliced from 3 exons.